Molecule: messenger RNA, 2614 nt
Organism: Chaetomium fimeti
Lineage: Eukaryota; Fungi; Ascomycota; Sordariomycetes; Sordariales; Chaetomiaceae
Product: heterokaryon incompatibility protein-domain-containing protein
Exons: 1
Coding region: 319-2541 (740 amino acids)
Source: RefSeq, a predicted model, not a curated record
ACGUCACCCGAGUUGGGGUACCAAAACACGGCAUCCUUCCCGUCGGAACAGGGCCCCUUGGUGUACCCGUUGGCUCAAGUUCGCUCACCUGCGGCUGCCGACGUUUAGAUUCGCGCGCCUCGGCGAGUGACGCUACGGAGAAUCCAAGCCCCCAAAGGGACUGGCUACGCCUGACUCCUACAUCACAACCCGGCAUGCCCUGAAGUUCUCUUGCACACUUAAUAGGGCCGGGAUGCCUUCUCCCCAGGGGCCCCUUGCACCAAGCUCUCAUCCUUCCCACUUCUCGGGUAGCCCCUAUAUCCCUAGACGUUUGUGAUUAUGUUGACUCAAUCAAUGCCCGAACGCCAUACGCGGCGUGCGAUGGAUUCGAUGUGGGAUUUGUUCCGAGCAUCGAUUCCAAGUUCUGGUCUUCUGUGGGCCAUAUCGGAUGGAGAUCCCCAACGCCAGUGCAGAGGAUGUCGCGAGAUAUGCCAGCUCAUCCGCUGGGGCGAGGUGCAGCGGAGACGGAACAGCGCUUUCCAAGGCACCUCGUCUUCUCGUAUCCUUCACAGCAGCUAUUCCGAACUCGACGUUUCCGCCGGCCGGUCAGGCUGCGAGUCCUGCCGUCUUAUACGACGGGCUUUUCUCCUGGAGCAUAUCACUCGUCGAGACGCAGACCGACUGGCACAUUCCAGCAAUCAAUGGCCCAUCCAUGCGGUGCUGAAUCUCAGUUCAUCCGGCGAUAGUGUCUUGGAACUGGCCGUCAAGUCUCCCAAAGCCGUCCUGUUCUCUGCAACCGUCCACCUGAGCAACGAUCCCCGAUCAUUACCCCGGAAUCAGUCAAAAGGGGUUACCGGGGUGCGCUCCGAUCUCAGUGCGCUGCGGCGGGUCAUCGACGACUGCCACCUAAACCACGAAUGCUCCUCGAGGUAUCGCUGGUCACGCCGGAACCCCACCUGGCUCCUCAGAAUCCUUCCUGAUAACUUUGUUCAACUCGUGGAAGGCCCAUCAAACCCCGUCGACUACGUUGUCCUUAGUUACACAUGGGGCGAUCCCGCGACUAUGCCCACCGCCGAAUGGGCGAGGAUCAAGGGAGCAGGCACUAAAACAAUCAACGGACGGCCUGUCCCUGAGCGAUUGAGCCCUUUUCGGGUGUGGGAGCUACCAGAAACGAUGCAAGACGCCAUCACGAUAUCCGCGUCCCUUGGGGUUUUCUACAUCUGGAUCGACAACGUCUGUAUCCCCAAGGGCACCAACUGGGACACGGAAGCCUCGUUGAUGCACGAGGUAUACGGCAAUUCCGCCUUCACGCUUGUUGCGUCUUCGAGCGCCAAGGCCACCGACCGCUUGCUGCACGACCGGGUAGCAUGGACGCACCCCAGCAAGGCAUGCCAGCUGCGCGAAAUGUGGUGGCUUCAGAACACCCAAACGCCUUUAGACCGAGUGCGGUUCGAAGCACCGGUAUCGAUGCGAGCCUGGACGCUACAGGAAGAGCGGCUCUCGCCGAGGAUUGUGUACUGGGCAGGUCAGCGGUGGUAUUGGUCCUGUCCCGAGUGUCAGGUUGUCGAGACCGGUGAGCUUGAAUGGGCCCCUUCCGCAGCCGACGAAACACCCCGGAGCUGUCCUCAGCGGUUUUUGGAGCUUUGCCGGACGGGGGACGAACACCUGCUCCACGGGGAGUGGCUUGAUAUUGUUGAGGCUUACACUCGUCGGGACCUGGUCGCCCCCAGAGACCGGUUUCUAGCCAUUGCUGGCCUCGCAGUUCGCUUUUACAAUGCCAAAGCAGGAACCGGCGGGGCGGUUGUCACUGAGGAUUAUCUGGCGGGCCUCUGGAAGGACAACUUUGCCAGGCACCUUGCCUGGUCCGUAGCAGGCGCCGUCGAUUCUCAGCAUAACCUGCAGCACAUUGCGCCAUCGUGGUCCUGGGCAUCGCUGCCACUCCGAGUACACACCGAUACAAAGGCUCUAUUCAAGACGUCGGAGCACUUUAAAUUCAUUGCGGUCAAGCACAUUGACCCAGCUAGCGCCAGCACAACGUUCACCCGGCCAGAAACGGGGGACCGCUCUACAGACUACAUUAACCGUGGCCGAGCCGUUGAAGAGCGAGGCAGAGGUGUCAAAGUGGUCGAAGUGCAAGGCCGCUUCCGCCGUUUUAUUUCUCAGGACGCCAUGGAUGUUUCGUGGGACGACAUCGAGUGGAAACGUGGUGAAAAGUCCAGCUUCAACUUUGGCGCUUUUCCGGGACAGGGAAUUUACGCGCGUAAUAGGGCCAGCGGGAAAAUUAUAUCCAAGGACGCUCACAUCGGUGAAGUUGUUGGACAGCUGGAUUAUCUCGUGCCGCCGGAUGGCAAACCGAGAGAUGGGCCCACGCCCUAUAUCCGGCCAGGCGGCGAAAAGGAGAUUGUGUGUCUUGAACUCGGCGAGCUGGCUAUGCUCUUGCUGGUACCCAUUGAGAAAUGCGGUCAGCCCGAGUCGUAUCAGCGUGUUGGGGUUGCUAUUGGGUACACCAACCGGAAAGGCUUUUUUUACGGCAGCGAGACGAGAAGGAUCCUCUUAGCUUGAAGUGAUUACGGCUCUCCUUGUGCUAACACGACGACGUAUGUCUUGAUUCUGUUUUUUCUCCUCUUUUUCUUUU